Cucumis sativus (cucumber) is the source of this 1567-nucleotide messenger RNA. Its product is annotated as cysteine and histidine-rich domain-containing protein RAR1. The coding region runs from base 344 to 1003 and encodes 219 amino acids. Gene Ontology annotation, biological process: defense response to fungus; defense response to bacterium. The transcript has 8 exons. The record is from RefSeq and is a predicted model, not a curated record. NCBI's taxonomy places the organism in Eukaryota, Viridiplantae, Streptophyta, Magnoliopsida, Cucurbitales, Cucurbitaceae. Gene Ontology annotation, cellular component: nucleus; cytoplasm. Gene Ontology annotation, molecular function: Hsp90 protein binding.
AAAAGAAAUUAGAAAAAAAGAAAAGAAAAGAAAAGAAAAGAGACGAGGCCCUACCCAGUACCCACCAUCUUCUUCCUUGUCUCUGCGGCACCCCCCCAGUCUUGCCUUCCUUUUCUACAACCCGCACUCUUUGCGUUUUGCUUCAGCCGAACAGCAGCCUCCCAUUGCAGGACCUUUUCAUCUGCCCACCUGUUCACGUCUCCGGUGGAGUCAAGCGAAUCCGGCGAACAACUGCGGUACAGUGACGUCCAAUAUCGCGACCUGUGUCCUUCACGACCAGUGACCUUUUUGUGACGGGCGACCCUCAAUUCUUGGCUUUCCAGAAGCUUUCGUCCUUUUCGCUAUGGAGCAUCAGAUUGUUCGGGUUCCCUGCCAGAGAAUUGGCUGCAAUGCCUUGUUCACUGAGGACGACAAUCCCGAAGGUUCCUGUCAAUACCAUGAUUCGGGACCUAUAUUUCAUGAUGGGAUGAAAGAAUGGAGCUGUUGCAAGAAAAGAAGCCACGACUUCAGCUUAUUUUUAGAGAUUCCAGGAUGCAAGACCGGAAAACAUACAACUGAAAAGCCAGUUUUGACCAAGCCAACCACUGGUGUUAAGAAGCCAAGUCCUCCUUCUUCCAUGACAAAUACAUUAGGGAAAGAGUUAUGUGCUAGGUGUCAGCAAGGUUUCUUCUGUUCAGACCAUGGUACACAAAUUAAAGGCAAUAACAAAUCUAUUAAUGAAACCUCAACUAUACCUGGUGCAAGCAAUACCGAUACUCAGGCCCCUCAAAAAAAAAAAAAAAUUGGUAUGAAUGAACCUCAGAUCUGCAAGAAUAAGGGUUGUGGUAAAACUUUCACAGAGAUGGAGAAUCAUGACACUGCCUGCAGUUACCACCCCGGACCUCCUGUUUUUCAUGAUCGGAUGAGAGGGUGGCAAUGCUGCAACAUUCACGUUAAGGAAUUUGACGAGUUCAUGGACAUUGCUCCCUGCUCUCGUGGUUGGCACAAUGCCGGUCCAGCAUAACUAAACAACAUAGCCAUAUAAGAAUUGAUUGAACUACCAGAAGCUUUGCAAAGACAAUCUAUUUACUUCCGAGAUAAAUAUCAUAAUAGUUUAUAUGGUACAGAGUUUACCAUGAACUUUUAUUGGACUUGUUUUGUAGUGCAACUUUGUGUUUCUAUGAAGAUGUUGGAAGGUGGACUGGUUGGUCAUAUCUGAUUCCGACAUUCAUUUCCUUCUGGCUUAUAAAUAGGAGAAACAACUUUGGAGAUCUCAGUAACUUCAUCAGCAUAUAUACUAAAUGCAUGAAGCUUCAUUUCGAUGUUUGUAUGUUUAUGAUAAACUAUGUUAUAUAUUUUUUGUCCUGCGAUAUAACAUUAUUAAUAUUUUGAAACUGUCCUCGACGUGUUCUUCCGUAUAAAUGCUCAUCUUGUGGUCUCAAUGAUGGACAUGCACCUUAUAAAUUGAAUUCCCCUUCCAUCUGAUGGCAAACUAGAGCCAUAUUGUUGCCCCAUCAGUUUAAUUGAAUGGUAUAUGUAUUCAUUUCAUCUAAUCACACAAUAUAGUUGUAAAUUUUAUACUCUUAAA